Saccharomycodes ludwigii is the source of this 3441-nucleotide messenger RNA. RefSeq names its product Sip4p (gene SIP4). The transcript has a single exon. The record is from RefSeq and is a predicted model, not a curated record. NCBI's taxonomy places the organism in Eukaryota, Fungi, Ascomycota, Saccharomycetes, Saccharomycodales, Saccharomycodaceae. Gene Ontology annotation, molecular function: sequence-specific DNA binding; DNA-binding transcription factor activity, RNA polymerase II-specific; zinc ion binding. Bases 1 to 3441 code for a protein of 1146 amino acids. Gene Ontology annotation, biological process: positive regulation of transcription by RNA polymerase II.
AUGUCCAGUAAUUGCGUAAAUGAUAAAGCCACUGCUAUUACUUCUGCAGGAAAACUCAAAAAAAGAAAAUAUGGCGAUAAACAGGAUAUUAAGAAUAAGCCGGUUUUAUUCAAAAAUAAAGUAAGAUCAUCUCAAGCAUGCGACAGAUGUAGAUUGAAAAAGAUAAAAUGUGAUGGAAUCACUCCAACUUGUUCUAAUUGUGCUAAAAUUGACUUCAAAUGUGUUAAAAGCGAUAAAUUAAGCAGAAGAGGGUUUCCUAAAGGAUAUACUGAGAUGCUAGAAAAACAGGUUGUACAUUUACAAAAAUUGUUAGAUAGUAACAAUAGUAACAACAACGACAACAGCAACAACAACAACAACAACAACAACAACAAUAAUAAUAAUAUUAAAACUAACAGUUUUAACACUACCAAAGGCAACAUGAAUAAUGAUGGCAAAAUACCCUUUAUCAAUGACACCAUAUUAAACCAUGAAAACUAUUUGAUCGACGAUUAUUACUACAUUGGUACUGACCCAUUAAAUAUGCUAAAUACCAACAACAAUGUAUAUACUGUAGGAACUAUGCCGGAUCAAAGUUUAUUUUUAUUUCAAAAUUAUUACUUCAACAUACUAUGUGCUAAUGACAGUAAUUUGUCCUUAAUCGUCGCUUCUCAAGAAAAUGUAGGGGAAGAACAAAAAACAUUAUUUAUACCCAAAAGCUUCUGUAAUUUAAUAAGCCUGGCCGGACAACAAAGAACCUCUCCUACAGAUGUUAACACUCCUAAUAACAAGAACAAUAAGAACAGCAAUGGGGGAACCACUCUUGUAUCAGACAGUGUUUUAAAAAAAAUAGCUUCAAGGAUAAUCGAAGAUUUUGUGGAUAUAGAAAUGUCCUUAAUACCAAUAUUGUACCCUAAAAAAGAAUGGAAAGAUUCACUAUUGGUUACAUUAUUGGACGUCGAUAAUACAGCUAACAACACUACAAACACUUUGAAUUUAUGCUGUAUUUUAUUGAUAUAUGAAUGGAAAUUUAAAUUAAUUUCCAUCAAUGAUAGCAAUAACGAGCGUAUUUUGCUCGAAUUAAUCAAACUUGUGUGUUUGCAAGAUACCAAAAGCAUCAAAAGUACUCAAUUAUUAUUGUUGCUGACUUAUUAUUCCAUGUCUUUGAGUCCCCCCAGUAACUAUAAAUAUGAAUUAAUUAAUUUAUGUUUCAGUAAAAUAUUGACUCAAGGAUUGUAUAUCGAGCCCGAUAAGUUUACAAAUAGCAAUACCAACAGCGAUUAUAAAACCACUAAAGUAGUAACCUAUUGGUGUUUUCAAUUUUUGGACACGUGGUUUAAUUUAACUAUGGGUAAACCAAAAUGCAAUUUUACAUUGGACGAAUUCCAAAUGAAGAAUUUAACUGAGAUAUCUGCAGUUUUGCCUAAAUCAAUGAAAUCCUAUAUGUUGCUAUCUCGUUUUAUUGUGGAUGGGUUCGAUGGACUAGACUUGAAACAAUUAGGUGAAAUAAACGGCAGUAAACCCACCGGCGCUAAUACAACGUUGCAUAAUGUUACUGGUAUAUUGCUUAACUUCAAAAAUGUUUUAGAGAAAUAUCAAUUGUAUCAUUCUAUCGGAGAACAUCUUAUAGACAACAAUAUGAACAGCAAUGACGUCCACAAUACUACCAAAGAACAUGAUACUCACGGGAUGAUUAACAACAGCUCCGAAAAAACUAACCACGAUGCCACAGCCAAAACAAAAAACAUUAGAUUAUUGGAAACUAUGUGCACAAAGUUAGAUGCAAGCCACAUAAUGGAAAUCAAAAUAUCAUUAUACUAUUUAAUUGUUAAAUUAUUGGUUACCUUGUACUCAAAAGGUAUUGAUGCUGAUGUAUCUAUUUAUAAUUUGGCCAAUGAGAUUUUAUCUUUGUAUUAUAUUAUUUUGAAAAGAGAUGACAUCAGUGUUGAUAUUACUGUUAAUAAUGAAUCUACUUCAGCUAUCUUGGUAAUACCACCACAUUUCCAGAUAUUACAUUUUUUACCUAUCAACAACAUAGCUUUGGUUGACUUUUGUUUAAAAAUUUUAAGGGAGAAAUCUUUUAGUGAUGGUCAUGAUGAAACUAUUUUUAAUGUUUGGGAAACGUUUUGGGAUAACAAACGUAUUUUGGAGACAAAAUUUAAAAAACAGACCAAUAAGGACGAAAUAAAUAGCUUUUCGGCAGGAAAUAAUAGGAAUACCCAUGAUAUAACCACUAUGAAUCACAUGAAUAGUUCUAUCAAAAGUUUUUCCAAUUUUUUGCUGUUACAGCAAUAUAUCACCAAUGGGAAUGUUAUCAAAAACAACGAAGGUAACCUCGCCAGUCCUGACAUAUUUCAUACUGCUGAUGAUAAUAGCACCAAUGACCCGGCAAAAACUAGUAUGGAUAAACAGGAACCAAAGGAAAACCUAACCAGUGAGAGCAUAAAGCAGUUUUUAUCAAGCCCCUAUGCAACGACUGGCGUAGGACCUAACACUUUAUCUAAUAGUGUAUUUAAUAACGUAAAUUUCAAUGUUUUCGGUCAAUUUAAAAGUAACCAGGCGGAUAUCAUUAAUACAACAAAGACAUCUACUAAUAAUGCGAAUCCUGUUGAUAGCACGUUCGACAAUAACAAGAGAACAUAUAGAAUGAUGUCAUUCAUUCAAGAUGAGGAUGACGAGGGAUAUAUAGAAGACGAUGAAGAAGAUGAUGAUACUAAUAACGACAGUAAUGAAAACCCUUUAGAAAUUAUUUUUCCACCAAGAAAAUUGCACGCUAAUAAUAACAGUAAUAAUGAACACUACAAUCGUAGACAUAACAGUAAUAUUUUUCCAUCAAAAAAAAAGAAUACUACAAACUUAUUUCCCACUAUUACAUCAAUUCCUACAACCAGUGAUAAAAACAACAUUAAAAAUAGAAAUAAAAAUAAAAAUAAAAAUAAUCACAAGAGUAUAGGAAUUACUAUGCGUACCGAUAUUAACAAUAAUGCCAGUAGCACUCUUCCAACGACGAAUGUUACAACCGCUGUACAAACCCCACCUUCGAAUGUUGUCAAUGAAUCAACUACACCUAGAUCAUUUAUAGAUUUGUUAGCUGUUGCUGCUUCAGGUAGGCUAAAUAAAGAUGAUAUUGAUAAUAAAAACGGUGAAAGAGAAAAAAUGAAUAAGGAAAGCAUUAUACUAGACACAAAUAUGGAUAAUAAUAAUAAUAAUAAUAAUAAUAAUAAUAAUACGGGUAAUUCUGCCAAUAAUGAUAUUUUAGAACAAACAGUUGAUGAUAAUUCUACUCAAAAUAAUGGUGCCACGUAUAAUUCCACCCAAAAUAAUGGUACCACGUAUAAUUCUACUCAAAAUAAUGGUACCACGUAUAAUUCUAAUACUAGACCUAUUGCUACUACUAAUAAUAAUAAUAACAAAGAAUUGACUUUAAAACCUACAUUAAGCAUACAAAACUUAAUUGAGUAG